AUGGCGACUCGAGCAAAGGUCGAUGAGACAGAUUUCAACAGCAAAGAAUUCGAAAAGAAUUAUCGAUUACUAUCGGAAAGUCAAAAGCAAUGGGACUUAAGAAAGAAAUUCCUCGAAAGAUAUUGGGAUCAAUAUGACGAAGAUCGUCUAUUAUGUUUAGCUCAAUGUUAUGUGAAUAUGCGAUGUUUAGGGUGUAAAUAUUCCAAGUCAUUGGAUUCAUUAGUGGAAGAGUUGGCGAAAGAAAUUGAAUAG
Molecule: messenger RNA, 252 nt
Organism: Adineta ricciae
Lineage: Eukaryota; Metazoa; Rotifera; Eurotatoria; Adinetida; Adinetidae
Source: the annotation of a GenBank genome assembly